AUGUUAUCUAUUAACACUAUUAAAUCUUAUGCUAUUACUAUUUGUCAAGGAAAAUCGACUAUUUGGAGAAAAGUAACUGAAAAUGUUUUUUCCAAAGGUCAAGCUAAUAAUAUGUUGCCAAGCUAUAUUCGUGUGGAUGAUGUGAUCUGUAUGAACUGUUAUAACGGGAUUGUAAUUAACAGUUCAAUUGAAUUCCAACGGCAUGCUCAAGAGCAAUACAGGUUUGAGGAUAUUAGUGAAGCUAAUAAAGCCGAUGAUUUUCUUUUUUUUUCUCAAGUUGUAAAAGUCUUAACAGAUAUUUUGUACACCCGCGAAAAUCGAGAAAAAAAACCAAUGAUAUAUUCUUUUGAUGAAUUUCGGGAGAUUAUGGAAGGAGAGAAUAUAAGAUUAAAAUCUUUCUUUGAUAAAUUGUAUUUUUCAUCUAGCCUGUCUACAAAAAAUAAGAAUUCACAGAUAAGGGAUUUAACUAUGUAUUUAGAUUUUACAGGUGUUUCUGACACUACUUUAGAUACACUUUUUGAUUUAGGUACAACCAUUACAUCUCGUUCAAUUACACGAUAUAAGUCUGAUGCAUUUAAAGAACAUUAUAGGCUUGUUAAUGCUACACUUACUCAACAUAUAGAAAAGGCAAUG
This is a messenger RNA of Acaulospora morrowiae, 633 nucleotides long. Lineage: Eukaryota; Fungi; Glomeromycota; Glomeromycetes; Diversisporales; Acaulosporaceae. The record is from the annotation of a GenBank genome assembly.